Messenger RNA from Penicillium brasilianum, 333 nucleotides. Lineage: Eukaryota; Fungi; Ascomycota; Eurotiomycetes; Eurotiales; Aspergillaceae. The record is from the annotation of a GenBank genome assembly.
AUGUCCAACCCUGCUGAAAGAGAAGGUGAAGACUCUUACGAAAGAGAAAAUGAUCCGUCACCGGUUCCCGGGUUUGAGCCAGAUGAUUCAUGGGCACGUGAACCCAACCCAGACCUGCAGGAUAUAGUUCCAGUUCAAAGAGAUGAACAGCCCGUCGAGGACCCUAUUCAGCCACCAGACUCGAAUUCUGAUCAGCAACUAGCGCAGGAUGAAAGAGAAGUGGUAGACCAGUCCAACAUUCUACGUGGUGAGCGGACUCGCCACGCGAAGCCAACCACUUCCAAUAGGUAUAACGAGGGACCAGAUGAUGACGACCUUCCAUCACCGGAGUAG